Molecule: messenger RNA, 3676 nt
Organism: Acanthaster planci (crown-of-thorns starfish)
Lineage: Eukaryota; Metazoa; Echinodermata; Asteroidea; Valvatida; Acanthasteridae
Product: synaptic vesicular amine transporter-like
Biological process (GO): transmembrane transport; aminergic neurotransmitter loading into synaptic vesicle
Cellular component (GO): synaptic vesicle membrane; terminal bouton
Molecular function (GO): serotonin:sodium:chloride symporter activity
Source: RefSeq, a predicted model, not a curated record
ACAGGCCCGUGCCCGGCGCGUGUUUUAUUACUGGCUGGGUCCACCGCCCCGGCCGUGCAUUUGAUACAACUGGCGACGAGGGGCUGCGGGCGGUUUUUAUUGACCGUGUGGCCCGUGUUUUUCCGCGUGGGACGGAGACCAGGAGAAGCGCACGAGUUGGGACGGGGAAGAGAAACAAGACGCAGGCUUGACGCGUUUAGUUACCUCUUGGCCCGAUAGUAUUGCUCAGUGAAAUUCCCGUUUUAAUAAGCUGAGUGAUGGGAUACAGCAACAAGUAGCUUCGAAUCAUUAUCUGAACUGAUGUGGAUUUAUGCAAACUAAACAGUGAUGAAUAUUCUUGUAAUGUCAUAAAAUGUGCGUUAGUCAGUAUAAUUUAACGGAGACCAUGAGCUGAGGUAACACAGGCGUAACUGUCGUCCGUUAAGUAGAGUAGGCCUUCCCGAACUGUUCUCGAAGCCACAAAUCGUUUUAUCCAACGUUGCAACAGGAUUCUUCUUGUCAAUGUGCACUAAGGUGAGAUACUCCAUCAACGACGCUCGUCAGGAAUGCCCUUAUCAGAAGUGUACGGCGUAACCUGUUUACUUUUCUGUAGAAGCAUCAGCUGAAGUACAACCUCGGCCGUGGCCAUGGACUUGGAGAAGCAAGCACCUGUAUCCAUGUACGACAAAUUUUGGACGUCGGUUCACUAUUGGUGGCGGGAUUUCAGUGUUCUGAACUGCAUCCGGAACCUACGGCAGUCGCGCCGGCUGGUUCUGUUCAUCGUGUUCGUGGCUCUCCUGCUCGACAACAUACUGAUGACGGUGGUGGUGCCCAUUCUCCCGAACUACCUCUUCGAGCAAGAACACCCGGAGUUUGCGAACGGACGGCUGUUUUCGGCGUCCAACAGAAGCAAUAAUUGCAGCGAGCUUUUUACGGUCCCAGCGUCGUCCGCUGCAGAUCCCUCGUGGCUUGGGUGUAAUGUCAGCGGUGGGUCGCCCACCAGGAGCCCUGCGGAGCAACAAAAGUACAGUCUCGUUCUUCGUCAUGAGAACCUCAAAGUCAGCAUACUGUUUGCCUCCAAGGCUAUCGUCCAGUUAUGCGUAAAUCCUAUCGUGGGUCCCCUUACUAAUAGAGUUGGUUAUAGCAUACCGAUGUUCACUGGAUUCGUUAUCAUGUUUGCCUCAACAUUAGUAUUCGCAUUUGGUCAGUCGUACUGGCUACUGAUUAUCGCUCGUAUGAUCCAAGGGGUUGGUUCGUCCUGUUCGUCGGUAGCAGGAAUGGGCAUGCUUGCCCACCGCUAUCCAGGCUACGAGGAGCGAGGAGCCGCUAUGGGGAUCGCCCUGGCUGGGCUUGCUUUCGGCGUGCUCAUCGGUCCGCCUUUCGGAGGGGUUAUGUAUCAGUUUGUCGGGAAAGAAUCGGCGUUCCUAGUUCUGGCAGCACUGGCGCUGGCUGAUGGGUUACUGCAGUUACUUGUACUAAAUCCCAGUAUGAACAAGGAAACUGAGAUGGAAGGAACAUCACUGUUGACCCUACUUCGAGAUCCCUACAUUGUAAUUGCAGCAGGAGCUAUUACCUUUGGCAAUAUGGGAAUUGCCUUGCUCGAGCCGUCUUUGCCGCUCUGGAUGCUAGACCACAUGAACAAUCCGUCAAACUGGGAAAUUGGUGCUAUUUUCAUUCCUGCCAGCAUCUCCUACCUGAUAAGUACGAACAUCUUUGGGCUUCUUGGGCACAGAAUCGGCAGGUGGCUUUCCUCGCUGCUGGGAAUGGUAUUAGCGGGACUCGCCAUGCUCAUGAUUCCAUUUGCUAAAGCAAUCGGUCAUCUGGUGGUCCCGAAUUUUGCAUUAGGAUUUGCAAUAGGAAUGGUAGAUGCCACCAUGAUGCCUAUCAUGGGUCAUCUGGUAGACAUACGACACGUGUCGGUCUACGGCAGCAUCUAUGCGAUCGCGGAUGUGGCUUUCUGCAUAGGCUUUGCCGUUGGUCCUUCGUUGAGUGCAGCAGUAGUGCAGGCUGUUGGUUUCUCGUGGUUAUUGAGGAUUGUGGCCAUUCUAAGCAUUCUAUACGCCCCCUUAUGCUACGUUUUGAAAGAUCCACCUCGAAAAGAAGAUAAAAUGGGAAUAUUGAUGGAAGAGAGGGUACCAGUCUCGUACACGACUCACAAACAGACCGAUUACCAGACCAUGGAUGAGGACAUACACAGCAGGGAAUAGAUAAAAACAAUGGUAGAUAUCAUACCAUAGCUUGACUAAUUCGAUUAUAAUACUCCAUUAGUAUUCUGAUGUGGGUCAACAUGUACAUAGCAGGUGUUUAUUUUCUGUUGGUGUCAAGUCGCAUUCUUUGAAUUUGUCGAGAAGUAGUAAGAGGCAAUUUUGGCUAAGGUAACAAAACGUAAGAUUGGAAAAUAAACGAUGGAAUGUACGCGAAAGUGGUGCUAUACAUGUUUUGCCAAUGACGAUGAGGCGUUCAUGAAUUGAAUCAGGAAGAGUGAAGAAAUGAAGUCUAUGGAAUUCCUAAGACCGUGAAAUACGCAGGAUCCUGAACGUUCAGGGUUAUCGCGUACACUAACCAAACUAGAUAAAACUUUGCUUCUUAACAAAUUCCAGUCUGGUUUUACUCAACGCUUCCUUGAUAAGUAUUAUUUGCUGCUAAAUAUUGUACAGAGGAGAGUAUAAUUCGUUAUGUGUUUGCAGCCAGGCAUUACGACAAAAGCGGCAAUGCCAGCAGAAGUACUUCUCUCCAAAUUUCAUCACGUCUGCUCUUAGGGGCCCUCCUCAAGUUUUGAGUAAUUUUAAGGAAGAAACUUAAUGCACAAAAUGUUCAGUUUCCCCAUACUUCCAGAAGCUGAAUACAUGUGGAAAGAAACUUCAAAAGAACUCUUUUUAGCAGUAUGUGGAGGUGAGACAAGAACCCGAAGUUUGUAUUGGGUCUGCCCUCGGCCGAAAACUAUAGUCCAUACAAAUCAUGAUUAAGCAAAAUUAAUAUUAAUAAUGCGUAAUGGAUGUUAAAACACAAAAUGCAUGAAUCUGACACAAAAUCUAUGAAUCUGACACAAACUUCAUGACCAAAAAACACUGUGUAUUUUAAUUUUAAUGUGUUUUGGAUAACUUAGCUUGUCAGUUACAGUUAUGUCCUCUUAUUUACCAGUAACGUCAACCGAUAAUGAGAAUUAGGUUUUAUAAUACCUUUCCUAAGUUGCAAUUGACGAGAAAGGACAGAAUGAUCGAAUUUGGCUCCACAGAAGGGGUCUCUUAGAUUACGAUACAAAAUUGGAAAUUCCAUAAGUCUGGUACCCAUCUCUCCUUUCAGAUUUUAAUUACGAAACGUAUGACCAUCGCUUGUGUUGGAUGUAUAGUGUAUAUAAAGCGUGGUUAUUCUGGGGACAAAGUGUUCUAAACUGAUUCGCUUCACAAGAAGUCGUGUCAUGUGGAAGAAAUUUGAAAUUUGGCAAUGGUGUGGUCCAGUGUUUGAUGUAUUAUGUAUGUGUAACACGGUUCGUGAUUGUUUCGCAAGCUGUCAUUUUUGGUGUGGAGUAUAUUUUGUAAUUAUCCUUUGAAGUGUAAAAAUCGCGUAAGUUAUUUCUCGUGCAGAUAAUUUUGUGUGCAUUUGUGUGCGAAUUUGUUACACAUCAUACAGAUUGGACGCAUUAAAUAUCAUGAAGAUUGUACUUCAUCCAAUGCAGUGAUCGAGGGAAUGAACUUGA